GCGUAAAAACCCUAUCAAUUUUAAGACAGGAAGCUACCCCGCAAAAAGUCGCUAAGCAAAGAGCCCGCGAAAUUUAUGACCGGCGGGAAAACUUGACCGCCGAAACCGGCAUGGUCCGUCGGAGUCUAUGAAGCUGAAACAGUUUUUCUUCAAUAAAAACUUUCCAUUUCCAUCGCUAUUUUCUCUCUCUUUUUCCCCUAGAAGUUGUUUUCCCUUCUCCACAUCCUUCACUCCCAAUCGCCCCAGAGUAACGCACUCCUUCGACGACGUCGUACCGGGCUGCAGCGCAGUUUACCGCCACGCCCUCAAAUUCCAGCGUCCGGCAAUAAUUGAGUGGAGCCCAUACCUGGAGAACACCGCUAGCUUCAUUGGCUCGGUCACGCGCGCACCGAAGCGCGUCAACUCAAAAACCGGCAGGUUUGGAGUUCACACCGUGUUGGAGGUCCAAAGAUCCAACCAACCAAAUAUCUCCUCCUUCCAGGUACUUGUGAUGAUGUGGAACAGUGUGGCAGAGCUUGCUUGGGAACACUUGAAAGCAAAUGAUUUUAUUUAUGUUUCAGGUUGUUUGGGGUCUUUCAAUAAAACUGAUGCCAGUGGUAACCUCCGAUUGGGUUAUAAGCUACUGGUGAAGGAGUUGGAAUUUGUUGCUCAAAGGCCUGGCUAUCAAGACCUCAAGAAAUUGAAAUCCGUUGAAGCUGAAUCUGGCAAGCAAAAUGGUCAACAUCGGCUUUAUCUUUGGCAAGUGUUUUUUGCCAAUCCAAAUGAGUGGUGGGAUCAACGAAAGCGCAAGUUAAAUCCGAAGCAGCCUGAUUUUAAGCACAAGGACACUGGUGAAGCUCUGUGGCUGAGUAAAUAUGAUCCUCCAUGGGUUAAAAGACAACUCCAAUUCCUUGACUCAAAAAUUGCCGGAGGAGGAUUUGUAGGUCGUCGUUCUCGUGUCGCCAAUUGGGUUUAUGAUGAGUAGCUGAAAGCAACAAAAGAAUAGACUAUGGUAAUGGAACCAUAUACAUAAUUUUACAAUUUAUGUCAGGGAAUUGAAAAACUAUGAUUAUGUUUGUGGCGCUAUGCUCUAGGCAACAGUUGUCAGCCAUAAGAAAAUUUCACUUGAUAAUCACUCAAUAGCCUAAAAGAAUGAAAGAAAUAUUCAUUAUUUGUAUAUUCAUAGAGUGAUAGAUUUUGUUUAUUUUCAAAAAAUGAUUUCUUUUUCGAUUUUUGAGAACUUUUAAAAAAGUUAUUGAUUCCUAAAACAAGCUAUUAUCAAGCAUGAGCUCAGUUAUUUGUAUGGCAAAUUCGUGUACCAUAUUCUUGUAGACACAAGUAAAAACCCUUUUAC
Abrus precatorius (Indian licorice) is the source of this 1333-nucleotide messenger RNA. RefSeq names its product protein OSB1, mitochondrial-like. The record is from RefSeq and is a predicted model, not a curated record. NCBI's taxonomy places the organism in Eukaryota, Viridiplantae, Streptophyta, Magnoliopsida, Fabales, Fabaceae. The coding region runs from base 128 to 964 and encodes 278 amino acids. The transcript is spliced from 4 exons. Gene Ontology annotation, molecular function: single-stranded DNA binding. Gene Ontology annotation, biological process: positive regulation of helicase activity; mitochondrial DNA replication. Gene Ontology annotation, cellular component: mitochondrial nucleoid.